AUGGUUUUCUCUGCGCUACGUCCAAGGCCUUCCAAGAAAAAUGCCUCGCCUGCUCCUCCACCCGUUGAAAAACCGCCACCGGCUGAAAAGCCAGCACCGGUUCAAAAUCCGCCACAAGGAGGAGGAGGAGGAGGAGGUCCUCCUCCUCCGCCUCCGUACGGCCCAUUCUCGCCGUACAUGGCGGAAUUGCAGCGCAUGGAAGGCUUGAGAAGCGUGGAAUACUCCAACUCGAGAUCCUGGAGACUGAAUUUCGACGAUUCUCCGAAUCCGCAGCAAUACGGCAGCUCUGAAUACCAUCACUAUCCAGUCGGAGAUCUCAACCGCCGCCGCCAAUAUCGUCAGAAUCGGAUGCCUCCUCCUCCUCAGAGCUAUGGCCCACCGCCACCAAACUUGGAGUAUUACCAUGAUUCUCCACGUCACGCGCCUCGGCUGCAGAAUUCUCCCCGCUAUGGCCCAUCAUCAAGCAUGCAGUAUUUCCAGCCUCAUGAUCACUACCACGGCCCGAUGGAAAGCUACCAUGGCCCGCCCCGGCAGUUCAGCCGUCCUCAACUGGAUUACCACUAUGGCUAUCCGCCGCAGUACUCUCAUUACGGCGGGUAUUUCAGUGAUGAAAAUCCCAACGGUUGCAGCAUAAUGUGA
Salvia splendens (bonfire salvia) is the source of this 639-nucleotide messenger RNA. RefSeq names its product extensin. Lineage: Eukaryota; Viridiplantae; Streptophyta; Magnoliopsida; Lamiales; Lamiaceae. The coding region runs from base 1 to 639 and encodes 212 amino acids. The transcript has a single exon. The record is from RefSeq and is a predicted model, not a curated record.